CUUCCAUUCAAAACAAAUAUUAGCCUACCGUAAUGAUAAACUUAGAACAACUAUAAUAACAAUACUAAUACUAACAAUAAUGGGAAGAUAUUCAUGGGCAACCAGACUGCCAGGUGGCAUGGUUUCCACCAAAAUGAGUUCCAAGAAGAUCUGCCCGUUAGGUUUGCCUCUUGUUCAGACAACGCUUGUCCAGUUCGCAAGGCGGUUUGCUCACUAGCCAACACUCCCACAGCAGCUCCGUCAUCUGUAGCCUGCUUCAAAUGUAGGACCAGGACAAGAUGGCGGAUAUUUCUUUGCUUCAAGAGGAUUCCCAAGAGGAGUUAGACGGGUUUGGUGGUGAUGACUACAGCUUAGAGUCUGACGUCAUUGUUCUACCUUCAGCCCUGGACUGUGUCUCUCAAGAUGAGAUGCUAACCCCGCUAGGUCGUCUUGACAAAUACCUGGCCAGCGAAAACAUCUUCAACAGACAGAUGGUGGUCCGGAGUCUACUGGACACGCUGAAGGCAGUCAGUGAGGAUGAGAGGGAGUGUAUUGCUGUCCUGGAAAGAGUAGCCAGAUUAGCUGACGACUCAGAGCCCACAGUUAGAGCAGAGCUGAUGGAGCAGGUGCCCCACAUGGCCAUCUUUUGCCAGGAGAACGUCCCUGCCAUCCCUUACGCCUUCUCCACCUACCUGCUGCCCAUAGUGGUGCGCUACCUAGCUGACCAGAACAACCAGGUGCGUAAGACGAGCCAGGCGGCCCUGCUGGUGCUGCUGGAGCAGGGUCUUGUAGAGCGUGGAGAUGUGGAGAAGCUGGUGUGUCCUGUCCUGGUGGACCUGACAGCCCCUGACAGCAACGACGACGUCAAGACGGAAGCCAUGGCUAUCAUCUGUAAAAUGGCUCCCAUGGUGGGGAAAGACAUCACAGAGCGCCUGUUCCUUCCACGCUUCUGUGAGAUGUGCUGCGACUGUCGCAUGUUUCACGUACGCAAGGUGUGUGCGGCUAACUUUGGGGACAUGUGCAGUGUGGUGGGAGGAGAAGCCACAGAGGAUCUGCUGCUCCCCAGGUUCUUCCAGCUGUGUUCUGACAACGUGUGGGGUGUGAGGAAAGCAUGCGCUGAGUGUUUCAUGACCGUCUCCUCCGCAACCUCCCAAGAAGUCCGUCGGACCAAGCUCUCCUCUCUCUUCAUCAGCCUCAUCAGUGAUCCCUCUAGAUGGGUGCGUCAGGCAGCCUUCCAGUCUCUGGGUCAGUUCAUCUCUACCUUUGCCUGCCCCGCCCCCUCACAGGCGGACUGCACCUGUGACCACACACACAACAGUAUUGAGGAGCGACCAGUCACCAUGGAGACACUCAGGAAAGACUUUGAUAGGCUUGAGGACUCUAAGCACAGCCCUCCCUGUCCAUGGGCCUCUGGUGGCCAUGGCGACAAGCCCCAUAGCGAGGAUGGGGGGCUUUGUCAGGUGGAGGAAGGCGGAGUUGUGGAUGUAGCAGAGGAGGGAGGUGGGGAGCAGGGUGCAGAGGUCAUGGUUGAGGUCAUCGUUGAUCCUGACCCCUACCCUGCUGAGAAAGACCUUAUAGAAACCGCAAGGGCUGAGAAGUUGGAGGAGACACACACACCCGAGGACACACACACACCCGAGGACACACACACACCCGAGGACACACACACACCUGAGGGUGUACCUGGAGAGGACGUACCUGAGCCUUCAGCCAGAGACACUCUUCCACGGGAGGAUAUGUCUGUAGACACUGGAUGUGCUGAGACCCAGGCCAGCCCUGAGCUGGCUUCUGCUCCUACAGAACCUCGACAGCCUGGAAGUGUUGUCUCUGUCUCUGAGGUCAGGUCAGCCGGCGGUGUACCAGAGCAAGAGCUCUACAACUCCUUCCACUUCUGGAGGACACCCAUUCCAGUCAUUGACCUGGAGCUGGAGCUGCGGCCGCCCCACGGGGUAUCCAGCCAGCCUUGGCCCAGCCUCGGCUCCCCCAGCCUGGAUACCAGCUUGUCCUCAGCCCCCCCUCCCUCUGUGGGCCCUAGCUUGGGGAGGAGGCAGCUGGAGGAGCUGAUAGAGAACCUGGAGCCCCACAUAGACGACCCGGAUGUGAAAGCUCAGGUGGACGUCCUGACCGCUGCCCUGAAGGCCACUGCCAUGGAGCCUGGCCGUGGGGUCAGAGGUCAGGGGGUGGGCUUUGGGCUACAGGACGAGUAUCCUGGAGACGAGUCUGAGCUCAGCGAUGGCAGCUUCACCCAGGAGGACGAUAGGAGGUCUAAGCAGCAGUGUGCCUCCCUCCAGGAUGUGGUCCCCCAGGCUCUACUGGACCAGUACCUGUCCAUGACGGACCCAUCCAGAGCCCAGACGGUGGACAUGGAGAUAGCCAAGCACUGUGCCUACAGCCUGCCCGGGGUGGCCCUCACCCUGGGGCCCCACAACUGGCACUGCCUCCGGGACACCUACGAGACCCUGGCUUCAGACAUGCAGUGGAAGGUGCGUCGGACACUGGCAUUCUCCAUCCAUGAGCUGGCUGGGAUCCUGGGAGCUCAGCUUACCGCUGCAGACCUGGUGCCCAUCUUCAACAGCUUCCUGAAGGACCUGGACGAGGUCCGCAUAGGGGUCCUCAAACACCUCUACGACUUCCUCAAGCUUCUUCACCAGGAGACCAGGCGUAAAUAUCUCUACCAGCUUCAGGAGUUCCUGGUCACUGACAACAGCCGUAACUGGCGCUUCAGAUCUGAGCUGGCAGAACAGUUGGUGCGGCUGCUGGAGCUGUACAAUGGUCAGGAUGUGUAUGACUACAUGAGGCCACUGGCCUUCAGCCUGUGCACUGACAGAGUCUCCUCCGUACGCUGGACCUCCUACAAACUGGUCAGUGAGAUGAUCAGGAAGCUGGGGACCUGCCAGAGCCUGCUGGCUGACCUGCUGUCUGAACUGGUCCACAAGUUCUGCCACUCCCCCAAGUGGUCUGGGAGACAAGCCUUUGCCUUGAUCUGCCAGCUGUCCGUAGAGGAGGAGUGUUUGUCUCUGGAGCAGUUCUCUGAGCACCUGUUGGCUCCUCUGCUGCAGCUCUGCUCCGACCCCGUCCCCAAUGUCAGAGUGCUGCUGGCCAAGACCCUGCGCCAGAGCCUGCUGGAGAAAGGUGGGACACACACACACACACACACUCACACAUACACACACACUAACCCUCUGUCCCCUGCCUUGGUCUCUCUCCAGAGUAUUUCCUGCAUUCUGCCAGUGUCCACCAGGAGGCGCUGGAGCAGACGCUGGUGGUGCUGCAGACCGACCUCGACAAGGACGUUAAAUACUUUGCCAGCGUGCAUCCUGGGAACACACGUCUCAACGACGAUGCCAUGAGCACAACCUCCUCCACAUACUGAGUCCAGCAAACACAAACGUACACACACAUUGACUGCUCUGAGCCAGUUGUGCUCCUCUCGUGUGACCUUAUCUGUACCACAAAAGCCUUAAUCAUGUCUUCCUUAAUGAAAACAAACUUGAAUUUCUGGAAGAAAGCUGACGUGAGUUUAUGGACCAUUUCUCCUGUCUGAAGCCAUCCUCAGCUUGAUUCAGCGCAAGGCAGGACAACCCUGACUAGGUCCUGUUUGUUACUGUAGAGAUUACCUCACUUGGCAUCCACCACUCUCAGCUUCCCCAUGGCAACUGGGUGUGUGUGUGUGCAGGUGGCUGGAGUUUCGUCUCCAAGGGCUCUUCAUGGUUUUAAACUGUAGUGCAGCACAUUGUUGUAUCCCUGGUAACAGCAGUGUAGGGCAUAGCCUUGUAUUUUUAUAUGAUAUUCUAUUGCCCAGAAACAACCACUAGAACCUGGGCUUUUAACCCCCCAGACUGUACAUAUCUAAUGCUUCUUCCCCUUGUUGAUCAGUGAUCAUGAAUAGUAUUGUGAUGCAACUGUUCCAUUUUCCUGUCCGCCAUCAAAAGAAAUAAAGCACAUACUAAAUCUCACAGGACGUGUGUGUGUAGAGUUGAUACAGUGUGUGAAACAGCUACUUGUGGUUGUAGGGAGAAAAGCAUGUUAAGAAUAUAGCUGCAAGCAGCACUGGGGUGGCCAAGCAGGUCAGAUGAAACUUUAGACAUCCUCAGAAGAGGGUUCCGAGUACAUGCAGCAAGUUUGGCGUGAAUCCAUCAAAGAUUUGCUGAGAUAAGACACAACUUUGUUUGGCGGCUCUGCUGCCUGUUUCGAUUGGCUGUACCGAACAAACGGAUUCAAAAAUCUAAAAUAAUUUUGAUAGAUUGUGUGAGGAUUGCAUUGAUUAUAUACAGCUAGCAUACAGUUAGCUAGCGACUGCGGUGUACCUGGCUUCCUUUGCAGUGGCUUACAGUCUCGCUAAACAGAGA
This is a messenger RNA of Hypomesus transpacificus, 4328 nucleotides long. RefSeq names its product protein phosphatase 4, regulatory subunit 1 (gene ppp4r1). Bases 279 to 3329 code for a protein of 1016 amino acids. NCBI's taxonomy places the organism in Eukaryota, Metazoa, Chordata, Actinopteri, Osmeriformes, Osmeridae. The record is from RefSeq and is a predicted model, not a curated record. The transcript has 18 exons. Gene Ontology annotation, biological process: protein dephosphorylation. Gene Ontology annotation, molecular function: protein phosphatase regulator activity; protein binding.